Molecule: messenger RNA, 4530 nt
Organism: Colius striatus (speckled mousebird)
Lineage: Eukaryota; Metazoa; Chordata; Aves; Coliiformes; Coliidae
Product: macrophage mannose receptor 1
Exons: 30
Coding region: 103-4374 (1423 amino acids)
Biological process (GO): receptor-mediated endocytosis
Cellular component (GO): plasma membrane
Molecular function (GO): signaling receptor activity
Source: RefSeq, a predicted model, not a curated record
GAAGGACUGGUCAUCAUCCUCUCUUUAGCAGGACUUUACUGCCAUCAAAUCUCAUCAUCCAGCUUUUGCUUAAGAGAAUAACAGAAAACAGCAUUUACAGUUAUGUUCCCUGUGUUCUUGCUGGUUCUUUCUCGUGUUCAUAGUGCUUUGCAGCUGGCAGACACUGGAGCAUUUUUAAUAUAUAAUGAAGUGAACAAACUCUGUCUUCAGACAUCUAUCACACAGUCAGUUAGAACUGCCACUUGCCAUCAAGACAACGAAUCACAAAAAUUCAGGUGGAUCACUGAUCAUCAGCUUAUGAGUGUGAGAUUUAACCUAUGCCUGGGAGUGCCAUCAAAGGAGGAUCAGACUGUGAUCACCCUAUAUCCGUGUAAUCAAACAAGUGAGCUCCAGUGGUGGGAAUGCAGAAACGAAAGCCUCCUUGCAAUACAAGGAGAAGAUUUGUUUUUCAGUCCUGGCAAUGAAGAACAUGAUAAUGUUUUGUUAAAGAAGAGGUUGAGUGCAAGCAAUAAGUGGAAGAUCUAUGGGGCUAUGGAUAUUUUAUGUUCCAGGGGAUAUGAAGAGACUUUUACACUGCUGGGAAAUGCUUUUGGGGCACCGUGUGUAUUCCCUUUCCUGUUCAAUAAGCGCUGGCACGCCGAGUGCACAGCUGCUGGCCGCUCAGAUGGACGGCUCUGGUGUGCAACCACUGCAGACUACGACACAGACCAGCUAUAUGGGUUGUGCCCAUCCAAAGAUGAAGACAGCACCUGGACUACAGAUCUCUUAACAAAUACCCACUACCAAAUAAACUCUGACUCAGCUCUCACGUGGCACCAAGCCAGGAAGAGCUGUCAGCAGCAAAAUGCAGAGCUAUUGAGUAUCACCAACAUCCAUGAGCAAACAUACCUUAAAGAUUUAAUAGAAGGUACAGAUUCUGCACUGUGGAUUGGACUCAACAGAUUGGACUUGAGGAGUGGAUGGGAGUGGAUUGGAGGCAGCCCUUUUCAGUACCUAAACUGGGCUCCAGGAAACCCCUCCCCAAAAUCUGGAAAAUUCUGUGUGGUUCUGAAUCCUGAAACAAAAGCUAAAUGGAAAAACUUGGAAUGUGAAGAGCGACUUGGCUACAUUUGCAAGAAAAGAAACUUUACCUUGGUUCCCUCAGCUGAUAUUGGACCUGUUACUUGUCCAGAUGGAUGGGUACCUUAUCUAGAUCAUUGUUACAAGAUCUUCAGGGAGACGAAACAAUGGGAAGAAGCUUUGGCCUCUUGUCAGAAGGAAGGGAGUCAGCUGGCCAGCAUCCAAAGCCUUGAGGAGCACAGCUUUAUCGUGUCUCAGCUUGGGUACAAGCCAACAGACAAGCUAUGGAUUGGGCUGAAUGACCACAAGGUUCAAAUGUAUUUUGAAUGGAGUGAUGGUAUGCCAGUGACAUACACAAAAUGGCACCUGGGAGAGCCAUCCACUACAAACAACAGGCCAGAGGAUUGUGUACUGAUAAAGGGCCAGGAUGGCUAUUGGGCAGACUAUGUCUGUGAGAAUAAAGCUGGCUACAUUUGUAAAAGAAAACCUAUGACCCAAAUAGUUAGAGCAAAGGAAAUUACUGAUGCAGGUUGCAAAAAAGGAUGGAGAAGAUAUGGGACCUACUGCUAUUUUAUUGGACAUGCUCCAGCAACGUUUUCAGAAGCUAACAUCACUUGUGAUGGAGAAAAAGGUUACCUAGCCACAGUUGAAAGUAGGUAUGAACAAGCCUAUCUGAUUAGCCUUAUUGGGCUGAGACCUGAGAAAUAUUUCUGGCUUGGUCUCUCUGACAUGGAGGACCAAGGCACUUUCAGAUGGGCCAAUGGUGAAGCUGUGUCCUUCACACACUGGGAUGUAGCAAUGCCUGGAAGUAAUCCAGGAUGUGUAGCCAUGAAAACUGGGUCUGCAGCUGGAUUAUGGGAUGUUCUUGACUGCAAGACAAAGCAAAAGUAUAUCUGUAAGCAAUGGGCAAAGAAUGCAACAGCUCCUCCCAUUCCAACUACUGCUCUGGUCCCCACAUGCCCUGAGGGCUGGGUGUCAAACGACCAUAGCAGUUUCUGUUUUAAAGUUUUUUGUGUAUCAAAUAUUAAAAAGAAAUCAUGGCUUGAAGCUCGAGAUUUUUGUAGACAAAUAGGAGGAGAUUUGGUCACCAUUAAGAGUAAAGAAGAGACGGUGUUACUAUCAAAAGCAAUGAGUGCCUCUCAAUGUUAUUUCGAAAGAGUUUGGCUUGGUAUAUUUUCCCUGAAUCCAGAUGAAGGAUUUGCCUGGAGUGAUGGCUCUCCAGUUAAGUACACAAGCUGGGACGAUACUGCAAGCAAUUCAGGAGGACACAAGUUCUGUGGUGUAGUCAAGGGGUAUUCCUAUGGGAAAUGGUUUCUUUCGGUCUGUGAAGUACAUCACAACUGGGUUUGUCAAAUAAAAAAAGGAGUGCCAUUAAAGUCUGAACCAAUUGACACCUAUGAAUAUAAAACCACUGCAGAUGGAUGGGUCAUAUAUGGAGAUAUGCUAUACUACAUCAGCAAGGAACAUGUCCCAAUGGAAAAAGCCCAGGAGUUUUGCAGGAUGAAUUCUUCAGACCUGGCUGUUGUUAAUAGCAAUAGCAAGAGAAGAUUCCUACACAGAGCACUGAAAGAAAACGAGGAUUCUUGGACACGGUCAAAAUACUUCAUUGGUCUAAAAGUGAGUCUUGAUAAAAAGUUUAGAUGGAUAGAUGGGACUCCAGUGACCUAUGUGGCCUGGGCUCCUAAUGAACCCAAUUUUGCAAAUAACGAGGAAAAUUGUGUGGAAAUGUCCUCAGAGCAUGGCUUGUGGAAUGAUGUAAACUGUGGUUCCUUCAAUAGAUUUGUAUGUGAAAAGCAUAACAGUUCUAGCAAUUCAACAUUUGCUUCUCCAUUACCUCCUGGAGGAUGUUUGGAAAGUUGGUUGUUCUUUAACAACAAGUGUUUCAGAAUAUUUGCUUCCAACACAACGAGAAAGCUCCCAUGGCAUGCUGCACGAGAUGUUUGUGUUGAUUUGGGAGGAAACCUGGCUAGCAUACCAAAUGAACAAGUGCAAGCUUUCCUCUUCUAUCAUUUAGAGGGUGCCACGACCGAUGUUUGGAUUGGCAUGAAUGAUAUCAACAAAGAGUCCACGUUUCUUUGGACAGAUGGAAGCACUGUUUCCUACACCAACUGGAUUAAUGGUGCACCAGAAAAGAAACAAAGUUACUUUGACUAUUAUGAAUAUGAAGAAUUGACAGACAUCACCAUGGAGACAGAUUGUGUCUUCAUCAUGAAAUCAGAAGGCAAAUGGAGAGAUGAUAGCUGUGACAACGAGAGAGGCUAUAUAUGCCAGAUGGAUUCAAUUACCACACAGUCUCAAGUACCAACAACAAAUCCAUUCUCUGGCUUUGUCCGUUAUGGUGACAGUAGCUAUUCAAUCAUCUCAUCUGAAAUGCAAUGGGAAGAGGCCAGAAAAAAUUGUCUAGAUAAGCAAGCAGACCUUGCCAGCAUUUCAGACAGCUACAUCCACUCGUUUCUGUGGAUCCAGAUGCUGAAAUAUGGAAAACCCCUAUGGAUUGGUCUUAACAGCAAUAUGACUGGCAGCUAUUACAAAUGGACUGAUAACUGGAAAACCAGGUACACAAAAUGGGCUGCAGGGGAACCAAAGGACAAGAAUUCUUGUGUCUACCUAGAUCUUGAUGGUACUUGGAAAACAGCAUCCUGUAAUGAAAGCUACUUCUCAGUUUGUAAGAUAUCAGAUGCUCUAGCUCCUACUGACCCUGCUCAGCUGCCUGGAGUCUGCCCUGAAACAGCUGAGCUCCAAGCUUGGAUCCCUUACCAUGGCCACUGCUACUACUUUGAAGCAUCAGCUGGGACAAGCUGGGCACAGGCCUCCCUUCAGUGUGCUCAGUUAGGUGCUACUUUGGUUUCCAUUGAAAACAUGGAUGAAUCUGACUUUCUGAUCCAUACAAUACAACCACUUGGAGAUAAAGUAGGAGGCUUCUGGAUAGGACUUUACCGAAAUGUGGAUGACCAGUGGUUGUGGCUAGAUAACACUGCUGUGAGCUUUGUUAAUUGGGAGGAGAAAGAGUCCAGUGUAGAGCAUCACUGUGUUGAAAUGACUGCACCAUCUGGUUAUUGGGACAACACUGAUUGCUAUUCUGAAAAAGCAUAUAUCUGCAAAAAACCCAAAGUUGAGCCAAGUGGGAGUCCUCUACAACAAAAAGGCAAAGAAGAGAAUGAAGAGACUCACCCACCUGUUCACAUCUCUGUUUGGCUGCUUGUUUUCUUGGCUAUUCUCACUCUUCUUGGAGUUAGCAUCUCAGUCUACUUCUACCAGCGAAAAAGACAAAACCAACCAUCAACAGAUCUGGGCAUUGAAACACUUCUAAAAUGAUGUCUGGGUGAUUGAAGGAUUGGUCAGAUUGGGUCCAGAAGCAUGUGCUACUUCACAGUAGCAAGUUACUUGAUGAAAUGAAAGGAUGUAUCUGCUAAAAGUCUCUAAUGAGGAUAUCUGUAAUCUUAAAUUAAAUCUCUUUUCUCCUUUUUUGCA